This is a messenger RNA of Fusarium vanettenii 77-13-4, 1875 nucleotides long. RefSeq lists its product as uncharacterized. The transcript is spliced from 2 exons. The annotation marks the transcript as partial. The record is from RefSeq and is a predicted model, not a curated record. Gene Ontology annotation, cellular component: nucleus. Gene Ontology annotation, molecular function: zinc ion binding; sequence-specific DNA binding; DNA-binding transcription factor activity, RNA polymerase II-specific. Gene Ontology annotation, biological process: DNA-templated transcription; positive regulation of transcription by RNA polymerase II. NCBI's taxonomy places the organism in Eukaryota, Fungi, Ascomycota, Sordariomycetes, Hypocreales, Nectriaceae.
UCCAAACGCAGCAAGUCAUCGGACAGAGUCGAUCAUCAGGGCCCUGGGCCUCGCAAGGUCCGCAAAGUGAGCCGGGCAUGUGACUUUUGCAAGUCGAGAAAGGCCAGAUGCACUGGGGAUCUACCAUGCGCGAAAUGCGUAUCUAAGGGCAGAGAAUGCUCCUACGAUGCGAAGUACACCCGCGGUCGACCACCAACACCACCUCCAGCAGAGACGCGCCCAAAGAGUUCGUCUACGGGCGCUUUUCCAUCUGUCGAAGAUACAUCCAGGCUCAACGCAUUACCAGCUGAGCGUGGACCCACCACCGCCGUUGGUGAUGACCUUGGUCUCUUGCGUCGACCAAAUGAGAGCACUGUGGCAUCCAGAUCAUCACCAGAGUUGUCCAUAGCGGAGAUCCAGGGGCAAGUGUUUGACUCGAAAUCAGGCCUCACAUUUAUCCAACGAGCCCUGAAGCGCCUUUCGGCUCAGAAUAAGAAUGGUGCAUCGGGCAAAGCUCAACCCCUGUCCGACAACCAAUCGUUAAUGACGGCGGGUGACAAGCCAUUGCCCGAGUUCCCCGGUAAUGGCUUAUCCACCCUUCCAGACCUUGUCGAGUGCAACAAACUUCUUGCACUAUACUUCGAAGUAUGUAUCGCAACUUACCGUAUGUUGCAUCGGCCGACAGCCGAGAGAUGGCUGGCGAUUCUGAAGAGGAAUCACGACGAGGGUCGAGCCUUGUGGAGCGACAUUGGUCGGGCAGAGGCGGCCAUUGUAUUGGCUGCACUGGCUAUUGCUAGGCUCCAUCAAGAGAAAUCCAGGGGUUUCUUAUCGGUCGAAGAUGAGAGCCAGGCACUCAGAGCCAGUGAUGAGCUUUACGUCCUGUCAACUCGUUUCGCAGACGACGAAGCAGGGUUUCCGAGACUCGAGGCAGCGCAGGCCAAGGUCAUCCACGUCCUGUACCUACUCACCACAUCACGGUUCAAUCGGGGCUGGUAUGUCUUUGGUAACGCGCUUCAUCUAGUUACAGCCCUUGGUCUUUACCGUCGUGGCAACUGGAAGAGAGGAAGAAGCUCGCGGAAUGACUACAUUCACACGCAAUGUGGUAUUCGCACUUUCUGGACCGCGUACAUCGUUGACAACUACCUUGCCGUAAUAUUCGGGCGGCCGCGGCACUUUCACGACGAGGACAUCAAUCAAGAUCUUCCAGAGUCAGUUGACGAUGAGGCAAUGACUGUAGAUGGUCCCAUCAAUGCGGCCGAUACCCCCAAAGAUUGCCACAUUGAUGCCCUGAUAUUUCACGCAAGGUUAGUCUCUUUAAUAUCGUGCCUACCUAUAAUCGCCAAACUUGUUGGGUCAGUCUCUCGAGAGGUAUAUACUUUCCGUGCCAUCUCGGAAGCUGAGCGAGUUUCGGCUGCCAACCGGCUCAUUCAACGUGUUCGAGAAUGGCAUGCGAGUCUUCCGAUACACCUUGGGUCUAUACCCCCGUCUAUGCUCAUUCCUAGCUACCGUCGCCAAGCGACAGUCUUGAGGUUGGCACACUUGCAUGCCAUUUUACACGCCAACCGACUGUUCCUUCUCGGCAGCUCGUCCAACACACAUGAGAGCCAAGUCACAGAGUGCAUCAAGGCUGCAAAGGCGGUGUUGGAAACGGUCGAUGAACUGGCUCAAGAGGGUCCGAUCUUCCAUGCCUUCUGGUGGACGCACUACGUAACCUUUUGCGCUUUGGUUGUCACAUAUGUGUGGGAGAUUCGACAACUUCGGAUGAAGAAUUCGAACUCCAGACAUGAUCGAUCCAUGUUACUUGAGUUGGCUGAAAGAUGCCAUACCCAUCUGGCUAAGGCUACUGCCUCUAACUCACCAAGCCGACGAUACGCCGUCAUCCUAGAGGAGUUUCGG